AAAGACUUGCUAAUUUUUCACUUGUAUUUUGCUCGCCAAUUCGCGCUUUCAAGUUCGUUUCCCAUUUCACGCUUCCAUGCUGUCUACUACAACCUACAUUUAACUCUAGUGCUUACCGCCUCUCGGCGUGUUAUCACUCUCGUAUGUAUCAUUGCUUGAUUUCUCGCUGCUUGCAUAGUUAUUUGAUUUUAUUUACCGCAACUCAGCUGUUCUUUUGUUAUUUAUGUGGCUUUGUAUCAAAUAUUCGAAGCCACUUCUACGAGCAGCCAACCACAAAUCGACAACAGAAACCUUUUGCGCAGCACAGCGUCUCAAGCGCUCAAGUCAAUGGUGAAAUUUCAGUUUAGCUGUGCACAAUGGCAAAAGCGCUGCUGCGUAUUUAUAUUUAUUUUUAAAAUUAUCAGCUGUGCACUUUUUUAAUUAUUAUAAUUUUUUUUUUUUUGUAAUAUCUUUUAAUAGUUUUCCUUUUUUCACCACUUCAGGUGCAUAUUUAUGCAAUACUAGAUAAGGGUGCGGGCGCGCGUGAAAUAAGCGCAAUCAAACAGGGAAAUUUGCAUCUAAAAUUGCAAUUGUAAGACUGGAGUGGUUGUGGAAUGGAACUGCGUGGAAUAUUAAUUUCUUAUAUAAGCAUGAGCAUUAUUAAAAAAAAGUGAUGGAAAAAAUGUGGUUUUCUGUGUCGUUGGAUGAGAACGACACCUCCAAUACGAAUGUACCGAUUAGCAAUGAUUUCAAAUCGAUUGAUUGCUGCAUUCCUGUCGCCAAAUAUGAGCUACCCGACUACUCCACAGAUCAUUCGUUUCUACUGAUGGACGCCGAGGAGAAUUUACGUAUACCCACACCAGAGCUAUUUCGCAAGAAACUUAAAUGCAGCGAUGACACAAAGAUCAAAGUAAUUUCCAUAUUCGGCAAUACAGGCGAUGGCAAAUCGCAUACAAUGAAUAAUACUUUCUUCGACGGCGCCGAGGUGUUCAUGACAUCGGCAGAGCAGAAUUCUUGCACGAUAGGUGUCUAUGCGGCACUGCAACGCGACAUGGAUGUGCUGUGCCUGGACACCGAGGGACUGUUGGGCUCAUCCAAACACCAUAAUCGACGCAUACGCAUGCUGUUGAAGAUUCUGGCCGUUUCCGACAUUGUUAUAUAUCGCACACGUUCCGAACGUCUACACAGCGAUAUGUUUGAGUUUUUGGGAUCUGCUUCUGAGGCGUUUUGCUUGCAUUUCGCACAAGCACUGCAGUCGUUGCCAGUGCCAGGCACAGCGCAAACGCUUGGUCCCGCGGUCAUUAUCUUCCAUGAGACACAGCACACAAACCCGCUUGAUGGUUCUGUUGCCGAAAGCGCCGAAGAUCAACUGCGCAAAUGUUUCGAACGUCACAAUCAGAAAAUCAACGCUUUCAGUUCAGUGCGCUAUAUAGGCAUACAAACGCCAAAGCAUGUGGCCACCGAUUAUAGUAAACUUAAGUCUGCUAUAAAAUUGGAAAUCGCUAAUACCACCGUACGUUCGCCCCGUCAACCCAGUGUUGUGUUCAAAGCAAUGAAUGCGCUCAAUACCAAAUUCUCCGGUGAAAUAGUGGAGAAAUCAAUAAAUCCAUUUCCGGAACAAUUUUUCACAUGUCCGGUGCGUUGUGAAGCGUGCAACCAGCGCUGUCAGCGUUCGAUGGGUCAUUUGAGCGAUGGUGAGGCGCAUAUGAAUCAACAGCCUUGCAACUAUCAGAAUCAGUAUGACAAUAAGAAGUACCUGUGCAAAAUAUGCUACAAAAAUGGCAAAGAGAACGUCGUCACAUUUAGCACACAAACAAAGAACGACAGCUCAUGGUCAGGAUUGGCUAAGUAUGCAUGGAAAGGUGGCGUCAUCGAUUGUCCAAGCUGUGGCGAAAUAUACAGAUCACGUCAAUAUUGGUUUGGUAAUAAGUCACCGGAGGAGACAUCUGUUAGAUCAAUAAUUGUACACGUUUGGGAGCCAAAGGGUCCAUCACACUCCGCACAAAUGGUACUCGAUAGGGUAUCAACACUCGGCGAAGCACUACCCAAACUCCAUCCCAAUGCAGUGACCGGUUGGCUAGCUGACUGGGUGGCGCCCGGCUAUUGGAAGCCAAAUAGUGAAAUUAUUAGCUGCCAUGCAUGCCAGAAGGUAUUCGAAAAUACUGGUUUACACAAGCAUCACUGCCGCAGCUGUGGCGAAGGUUUUUGCCAUGCAUGUAGCCAAAAACAAAUGCCAGUGCCAGCGCGCGGCUGGUCAGAGCCUGUGCGAGUGUGUAAUUCAUGUUAUACGCUAUUGCAGAAUAAACCGAAUGCGGUGCCGGCAAAUACAACCGAAGCAUUUAAUCAUACCAAUUCCAAUUCAAAUUCAAAUCCAAAUAAUAAUAUCACAGGCCCACCAACGACUGAACAAGCCGACAUAAGUGUGCGAAAAAUAGGUGAGGUAAUCAUCAAUCCAUUGGGCAGCAUAACAAAGGGAGCUUAUGAGUUUACCAAAGGCAUCAUUAAGGAUACCGCCCGCCCCUCAUACUGGGUGCCCGAUGCCAAAGCGCCAACUUGUUACAUCUGUGAGACACUCUUUGGCACUGCUGAAGAGUUGGCUAUAGCAAAAGCUAAUAGUGUCAUUUCCAGUAGCAGUGGCAACCGCACCACUACUAGCAGUCCCGCACCAAAAACACAAGAAAAUAUUGUCAAUGGCAAUGUCGCCGCGGGUAGUAGCGCUGGUAAUAUAACGAAUGGCGGUUUUAAUAUUCCCUCACCCAUUGGCGACUGUCUACGCCAUCAUUGUCGACGCUGCGGUCAAGCAGUGUGUGAGCACUGUUCGCAACAACGCCAGCCGGUGCCCGAGCAUGGCUGGGAUGUGCCAGUGCGUGUCUGUGAUAAGUGUGCCGAUCUGAAGCAGUGCGAUCCGACCAUUGGUCAGGCAGCCAGCGGCAGCAGUAAUAAAGUUGCAAAAUAAUUAAUGCGUAUGCAGCAAGAUUUAAUGCGUCCCCGACUUGAGGCGGUUGCAUUUAAGAUGUAUGCGUGAAAAAGAGGAGCACGAUUUUUUCUAUGCGCUGUGUGUUUUGCAUUUUAUUUUUAUUUUUGGCCAUUUGGUACAUUGGACUGCAUUAGAAAGUGGUAGAAGAAU
Molecule: messenger RNA, 3106 nt
Organism: Rhagoletis zephyria (snowberry fruit fly)
Lineage: Eukaryota; Metazoa; Arthropoda; Insecta; Diptera; Tephritidae
Product: zinc finger FYVE domain-containing protein 1-like
Biological process (GO): lipid droplet formation
Cellular component (GO): lipid droplet
Molecular function (GO): phosphatidylinositol-3,4-bisphosphate binding; metal ion binding; phosphatidylinositol-3-phosphate binding
Source: RefSeq, a predicted model, not a curated record